UACACCAUUACCUAAUUAAGUAAGAUUUUCCGUUGAUUUUCGAUUGACUACCGUCAUAUUUUCGCCUCUGACACCUUUCUGAACGGGACUCGCUCCGUGGCCAAUUCGAUUCGAUUUGAUUUGAUUUUGUAGAGACAGUUAACCAGGCCCUAAAGUAAAAUUUUCUUUUCGCAACUUGCUUUCUGCAAGCCGAGGAAAAAAAAAAUUGGUGUAUCGAAACCCAAUGCCCCUCCGCCACAUCGCUAUCCCCUCAUCGCCGGGGCGUAUUCCUCCUAGGUGCCCGACCUACGCCCUUGCAAACCGCAUCCAGUCGAAACUGCAGCAGGAAUUACUUGCUUGGAAAGCUUCGCCGGUUGCCCCGCCUCCCGUUCCCGCCUUGAUCUCCUUUACACCCGCGCCUACGUAUACCCUCGGUCGACGGCAGACCGAGCCUCUAUCCACCGAGGAGCUUGCGCGCCUACGUGCCCCACUGCGCGUUCUCCAGUCUCGUAGCGGCGACGCCGAUGAUAAGGUCAAUGGCAACGACAAGGCAUUCGCUUUCACACCCGAAGUCCUCCACGCGCCCCGCGGCGGUCUUGCGACGUACCAUGGUCCAGGACAAGUUGUUUUGUGGCCGGUAAUCGACUUGCGAUCACCAUUACAUACACAUUUCGGCGUUCGCGAAUAUACGUGUUUGCUGGAGAAAACGACGAUCGCGACACUACGGCGGCUGUACGGCAUUGAGGGAUUCACGACGUCAAAUCCGGGGGUGUGGGUGCGGCAUUCGGGGACUGAAGAGAGAAAGGUAUCGGCUCUAGGUGUACAUCUUCGGCGACAUGUCACGGGUCUCGGUGUUGCUAUCAACUUUGGUAUGCCAGUUGCUGGACCCGAAGAUGUUAAUCCAUGGGCCCGUAUCAUAGCAUGUGGGCUAGGCGAUAAAGGUGUUACGAGUGUAGCAGCACAACUUAAAUCGCCUAGCACACCUCGCGGUGAAGAUAUUGCUACGGCAUGGGUCGCUGAAUUUGCUACUCGUCUGGAGAUACAUGACAAUACGGAUGGCGGCCUUGCUGUUGAGCAACAUAACUGGGAUCGCCUCGAGACGGAACUCCAGAUUGGUCGAGAAAGCCAAGACUAUAUCGAAGCUCGAGAAUUGCUGACGUAAUUGGUACCACCACGUUCUCGAACCUCUAUCGUCUACACAAAACCUCACUUCCUCCAAUGCCAUUAC
Hypoxylon trugodes is the source of this 1207-nucleotide messenger RNA. RefSeq lists its product as uncharacterized. Gene Ontology annotation, cellular component: mitochondrion. Bases 224 to 1141 code for a protein of 305 amino acids. Lineage: Eukaryota; Fungi; Ascomycota; Sordariomycetes; Xylariales; Hypoxylaceae. The record is from RefSeq and is a predicted model, not a curated record. The transcript has a single exon. Gene Ontology annotation, biological process: protein lipoylation. Gene Ontology annotation, molecular function: lipoyl(octanoyl) transferase activity.